AUGCCUCUCGACACCUCUACGACAUAUCCUCUCACGAAACUGCGCCUUGACGGCCGGCGAUGGAACGAGCUCCGGCUGAUUCAAGCACAAAUAUCUACGAACCCCGCUAGCUCUGGGUCUUCCUACUUGGCAAUGGGGAAUACAACUAUUCUAUGUUCCGUACAUGGCCCUGCGGAAGGGCGUCGAGGCGAUGCGACCGGUGGUGCUGCGGGAUCCUCAGGCGCAGUGGUGGAAGUCGAUGUGAACAUCGCAGGGUUUGCAAGCGUUGACCGGAAAAGACGGGCAGGCGGAAGUGACAGGCAAUCCGGCCGCAUUGCCUCGACCUUGCGCUCCGCUUUUCAGUCGCAUCUUCACACAUAUCUUUACCCCCACAGUACAAUCAGUAUUCACGUCUCUGUCUUGUCAGUGGAUGGAUCACUUCUCGCCGCAGCGGUCAACGCCUGUACGCUGGCCCUUGUGGAUGCCGGGAUACCAAUGCCUGGUCUUUUGUGCGGAUGUACAGCCGGCAUGAGUGGCAGUGCCUCUACGCCAAGAGAUCCAAUGGACGACACCUUAGAUCCUUUAUUGGAUGGUUCUUUGCCGGAAGAGCAGGAGCUCCCGUUCCUCACUGUUGCAACGACGUCGGUGCCGGCUGUGAUGACGGAUGGGGAGGAGGAUGACAUGAAGGUAUCAAUGUUGACGAUGGACUCCAAGGUUCAUCAUACGUACAUCGAGACGAUGUUAGCUGUGGGGGUAGACGGGUGUAAGCAGAUUCGCGAGAUUCUUGAUGGAGUCAUCAAAGGAUCGAGCCAAAGGUGA
Molecule: messenger RNA, 798 nt
Organism: Aspergillus puulaauensis
Lineage: Eukaryota; Fungi; Ascomycota; Eurotiomycetes; Eurotiales; Aspergillaceae
Gene: SKI6
Product: exosome non-catalytic core subunit SKI6
Exons: 2
Coding region: 1-798 (265 amino acids)
Biological process (GO): poly(A)-dependent snoRNA 3'-end processing; nuclear mRNA surveillance; rRNA catabolic process
Cellular component (GO): nuclear exosome (RNase complex); nucleolus; cytoplasmic exosome (RNase complex)
Source: RefSeq, a predicted model, not a curated record